Molecule: messenger RNA, 6477 nt
Organism: Hypanus sabinus (Atlantic stingray)
Lineage: Eukaryota; Metazoa; Chordata; Chondrichthyes; Myliobatiformes; Dasyatidae
Gene: pla2g6
Product: phospholipase A2, group VI (cytosolic, calcium-independent)
Exons: 17
Coding region: 76-2460 (794 amino acids)
Biological process (GO): positive regulation of ceramide biosynthetic process; cardiolipin acyl-chain remodeling
Cellular component (GO): mitochondrion
Molecular function (GO): protein binding
Source: RefSeq, a predicted model, not a curated record
UGGAGCCGAUUGGCUGAGGCGGCUGUCCGUCGGGCUGGCGAGGGAGCUUGGUUUCGUUUUCAGGUGUUUGUAGGGAUGCAGUUCUUUGGCCGCUUGGUAGAGACUUUGAACACUGUGACCAAUCUCUUCGCCAAUCCUUACCGUGUACGGGAGGUCCCAUUGUCUGAGUAUGCAGCUUACAACCGAGUCAUGGAUGAUAACCGAGUGGUGCUUUACCGUACAAUGCAGUCCUGGGAUUGCUUGCUUAUCAAUCCCAGCAUGCCUCAGACUGCCUUCAGGUUGUUCCAGGUAAGCUCAGAAGUGGAGGGAAGAACUGUCUUCUUACAGUUUGCACAGAAGAUGAGGCCGUUCUACGAGGUAGCUUCGGGCUCGCUGAAACUUGACACUGUGCAACAGCUGACUGACUGUCUGCGAAGCCACCCAGACUGGCCCUUGGCCCACAUUGCUGUGGAGAUGGGCAUGAAGGAGAGCUUCCGCCACAAUCACAUUAUGAGCUGCAUCAAUGACACAGAAAGUGAAGUGGGCAUGACUCCUCUACACCUGGCUUGCAAGAAGGGGGAUGUAGACUGCAUUCGGGAGCUCGUGGAAGGAUGUGCAGCUCGCUUGGACAUUGCAGAUAAAAACAAGGAGACAGUCUUUCACUAUGCUGCUAAGCAGUCAAAUUGUCAGAUCAUUGAGUUGUUAAGUAAACAGCGUUCUGUUGGAGUGAAUCACUUGAGCAACAGCGGCGAAACACCACUUCAUAUUGCUUGUCGACUGGGCAAAGCUGAUGUAGCCAAGUCCUUACUUCAAUGCCAGGCUAGUUGUAACAUUGUUGGCUCGCAUGGUUAUCCAAUCCACACAUCCAUGAAGUUCAUUCAGAUUGGAUGUGCUGAGGCUAUUCUUGAGGCGGACCCAAACCAGAUUCAUAGUGAAGAUGCUCAUUAUGGUGGGACGCCUCUUCACUGGGCCAAGAAAGCGGAGAUGAUCCGGCUGCUGAUUAAUCAUGGAUGUCGCUUGAACUACUUGAGUAAAACUGGAGAGACGGCAUUGCACAUCAUGGUGAAGCGUAAGCGUUUUGAGUGUGCCUUGGCACUGUUGGUGCAUGGAGCUGAUCCAAAUGUAAAGGGAGAAAAUGGGAAUACACCUCUUCAUCUUGCCAUGAAGCUUGACAGCUUGGAUCUCAUCAAAGCUCUGAUUGUGUUUGGCGCUGAUGUGAAAUCGCCCAAUGAUUUUGGAGAGACACCUGGAUUAAUUGCUGCUCGGCACAGUAAAGGCAAUAACCGGAAGGUGAUGCUGAGCCUACUGUAUAGUAUAGGGGUUGAAUGCUGUUACCCGCCUUCUGACUCCCCCACAUCGCCAGCUAGACACUCUGCAAGACCAGCCCCUGUGAGAGGAAACACUGGAUUAGGAUAUGAUGAUAUUGUAGGGAUUGCCACUGUACUUGGAUCCUUAUCGAAAGGAAUGGAUGUUCCAGAUGGACAGCGAUAUGAUCGGUUGCUCUGCCUAGAUGGGGGAGGAAUCCGAGGUCUCGUCCUAGUUCAGCUGCUAAUCGCCAUUGAGCAGACAGCGGGCCGACCCAUUCGAGAGCUCUUUGAUUGGAUCUCGGGCACCAGCACUGGAGGAAUUCUGGCUCUUGCCAUUGUUCAUGGAAAAUCCAUGCAAUAUCUGCGCUGCCUUUACUUCCGAAUGAAAGAUGAGGUUUUUAAAGGAUCCAGGCCAUUCUCAUCAGUUCCACUCGAGGAAUUUUUAAAGAGAGAAUUUGGGGAAAAUACCAAAAUGACCGAUGUUAUAAAACCCAAAGUCAUGGUGACUGGAACCCUCUCAGACCGACACCCUGCCGAACUCCAUCUGUUUCGCAACUAUGAUCCACCUGAGCUGCAGCGUGACCCACCGUACCAGCGGACUGCAGAGUUCCAGGCUCUCACACAGCCGAAAGACCAGCUGGUGUGGCGAGCAGCUCGAAGCAGUGGAGCAGCCCCGACCUACUUCCGACCAAUGGGCCGCUUCCUUGAUGGGGGGCUGCUCGCAAAUAAUCCAACACUGGACGCCUUGACUGAAAUUCAUGAAUACAAUCAGAAUUUGAAAAGAAAGGGUAGAGAGAAUGAGGUGAAGAGACUUAGUAUCGUGGUUUCACUUGGGACAGGAAAACCACCGCAGGUACCAGUGUCCUCAGUUGAUGUCUUCCGUCCUUCCAAUCCCUGGGAACUGGCUAAAACGGUCUUUGGUGCACGGGAGCUGGGCAAGAUGGUGGUUGACUGUUGUACUGAUUCUGAUGGCCGAGCAGUGGAUCGAGCCAAAGCUUGGUGUGAAAUGGUGGACAUUCCAUACUUUAGGUUGAACUCUCAGCUGAAGACAGAUGUGAUGCUAGAUGAAAUCGAUAAUACCAUUUUAGUCAACAUGCUUUGGGAUACGCAAAUCUACAUCCAUCAAGAGAGGGGGAGAAUCCAAGAGCUUGCCCGUCUUCUGUUAAGUGCUUAAUUAGUGUGGAAGGAAGACCAACCAACCACUGGAAGAUAUUUGAGCCGAAUGAAUUUUUGCCACAUAUUUAAUAUUUAAUUUAAUUAUUUUUUACUUGAUGACUAGAACUAAAUAAUGGUACAGUUUUAACCCAAUGAAAAUUCACAAUGCUUAAUACUUUUGUGUCUUGUGUAAAUAAAAUCAAGGAGAAACAAAGAGAUUCCACUCAAGAGUGCAUUCAGCUACGAAUCUCAUAACCACUCUUUUCUCUUUAGUGAUGCACUGGACUAGCUGAGUGCUGAGUGUUUCCAAUUAAUGAGGGGUUAGCUGUUGAGUAGAGGAAACUAGGAUCCAGUUUGACAGGCAGGUGGCCCACGGAAAAGUACCUGAAUGUGUCUGGCAUACAAAAUUAAUUUUUUUUGCAUCAUACUUAGAGGGAUAUUUGAUCUUGGAGGCAGUGCAUAAUAAUUUAAUGCUGUGAAUGUAUUGGUUAAAUAACAAGAAUAACCUUAAAACCUGGCUUACAGAAUUGAUUAAAGAAAGUUGAUAUUAAAAUUUUGUAUAUUAUUUCAAGGCAUUUGGUUGGAGGUACAAAGUUCAUUUUGUUGGGGUAGGGAAUCUUUAAUUCUGAAGCUGUGUUUUGCAUCUAUAGGUAUGGAGAGAAUACUUUCACUAGAUGUGAAGAGCAUAACCAGUGGAUGUCAGGAUUAUAUACCUGGAAAUGAUGUAGGAAAAUUAGAGGAAAGAGUUUUGAUGGACUGACAACAUUUUUCUGUGGUUGAGAAUUUCACUUGAUCAUUGCCCUCAUCUUAGUCCUAAAUGGCUUAUACUAUGUCCUUGGACUUGUGACUCUCCUUACCAAAUCAGCUGGAAACUCUUUGAAUUUUUGAUGGAAAGGUAGUCUGGAAGCCAACUGCAUUUGACCAGAUUGUGUAUCCUGUCUAUUGAUAGUAUGUGGAUAAUGGGUUAAUAUAAUUUUUUAAUUAUAAACUUUAAAAUAUCUUAAACAUAACUAAUUGUAAUCAUGGAGAAUUAUGCAUUUUGUUAUGCCUAAUUAUAUCCCUUUCAGUUUUGUCUUAAUAUUCUUACCAAGCUUGUUAUUUCUUCAGCUGGGAAAGAGAGUUCAUAUAACUAAAAACCAAAGUGUCCCAAAUACAUUUCAUUAAGGGAAAUAUCAUUUAAGAUAUUUAUACCCUUUUGUCUUUGAACUUUGGCAUUGCUUCAGAUUUCUGAUUACACGAUGUUAAUGUUUGCAAGUUGCUUAAAAAAACACAAUUGCUCUUAUCAGACUGGGUAGACAAGAUCAAUUUGUAGACCAAUCCAGGUAUCAUUAGUUAAUUGUUCAAUGGGUUAAUGGGAAAACAAACAAUAUUUUCAUCAGUCCUAACCUACAUUCAAAUAAAAUCAAUGUGCAAGGCAAAUGCAGGUUUGAGAAUAAUGUUUUGUUCUUAAUUACAAGGAGAACAUGGAGCUGACCCUGUGGAUUAAUGUUCCACUAAGUCCACUCUUUGAAAAACCCAAUUUACUACAGUUAAAACCUCUAUAUGAUGAACAAUUAGCCCAUCUCUAUAACACAGGCAGUAAUAUUCCAUACACACUUUAUAGAAUACAAAUAAGAGGUGUUUUGUAGUUUCAUAGAGUUAUACAGAUUAAGACAGACCCUUCAGACAUACUUCCCUUAUGGUUAUAUAUAUUGUAAUCAUGAUUAAGCAUUAUUGGUUCUAAAGCAAAUUGGAGUGUGCUGACAUUGUAAGUGGCACAGAUCUUUAUUCUGAAGGCCUUAAAUGAAGAGAUGGUACGUUGUCUUAAAAACAUGUAUACUUGAUACACUGCAUAGACAUGUUUUAAACUUAUGUUUACUCAAAUUGACGAUGAACUAACAGCCUUACAUAUGAUUUUAAUGUAUUUAAAUAAUUGCAAUGCUGCUGUACUGUGCAUGAAACGAGCCAACAAACUGUGCUGUCUUAUUUCCUUUAAAUGAUGCAGAGAAGGUGGUUCAAACUGGACUGCAGAAUCUCUCUGUUCCGUUAUCUAUGUUUUAUGAAAUUAACUAUUUGCACUAAUAGUGUAGUAAUUAGAAUAAAUGAAUAUAACCAAGCAAGAUAAACAUUAUAUGAAUAAAUGAGCCUUAACUUAGGAGUAAAGGUGUACAGUGAUUCCAAUGACAUACUUUAUGUGUCAUAAUCAUAGUCUUGUAUUAAUAAAAAUGAGGCAAUAAAACUCCAUAGAGCAAAUUCAUCCUCUGCCAUUUCUCUACAGUUAUCCCCUCCCCAGUGCCUCUACUGAGAGCCAUUGCCAUUCCCAAUGGUGAGGUCAGAUCAUUUUCACAAAUUCCUUUUGAUCAAAAUGUCAAACCUGCAGUACUGCGCAUGUAUAGUUAGGGUACCUAAGACUUUUUGCACAGUCCUGUAGUAAUUUUUUUGUAUUGCACUGUACUGCUGCAAAUCAAAUAAAUUUUGUGGCAUAUGUGAGUGAUGAGAAACCUGAUUCUGAUUUGGGCCUCUAAUGUGGUCUGAGAGUGGAAGGGGGACAGGGAGAGGGGAAUCAUGGUUGGGAAAAGGGGAAGUAGAGGGGAGGGAGUGGGAAGCACCAGAGAGAUAUUCUGUAAUGAUCAAUAAACCAAUUGUUUGGAAUUAAAUGACGUUGCCUGGUGUCUCAGGGCAGGGCAAAACUGUACCUGCGCCACACCACAUCCCCUUGUCAUUCCCAACCUCCUUUGCUCCCACCAGAUUUAAAGGCAUGCUCUCCUAUCCACAUUGACAAAUAGAGUACUGCACAAAAGGUCUUGGGCACCCUGGCUAUAUAAAUGUGCUUAAGACCUUUGCAUAGUACUGUACAUACUCUGAGCUCUUGACCACCACUUAUAAGAACACUUCCUAUUUUUUCAGCAACAAACAGAAUGCUGAAGGAACUUAUCAGGUCAGGCAGCAUCUGCGGAGGGAAGUGGACAUGUAAUGUUUUGGGUCAAGACCAUUCAUCUGGACUCCAUCCAUCAUCUCCAGCCUCUCGUGCCAUUUUCACCCUACCCAAACCAGUCCUGACUUGUCCGCUUCUAUUGAAGCCCGCCCCAACCCUCGAUUAAGAGGAAAACAUUAGACUAACUGUAUAACUGAAUUCUUUCAUCCAUUCCAGUGAAUCUUUUCUCUGUCCUCUCACUUAAAAUAUGAAUCAGAAUUGUUUAUUGCUACUGAGAUACAUUGAAAAGCUUGUUAUGAGGCAGUAGUGCAGUGCAAUACAUAAAGAUGCUAUAAAUUACAGUAAGAAAUAAAUUUUAAAAGCAGCACAAAAAGAGAGUAAAAUAGUGUGGUGGUGUUCAUGGGUUUAUUGUCCGUUCAGACAUCUGAUCGGGGAGUAGAAGAAGCUGUUUCUAAAAUAUUGAGUAUGUGUCUUCAGGCUCCUGUACCUCCUCUCUGAUGGUAGCAAUGAGAAGAACAUGGUGCCUAAAGCCUCACAGGAUCAUUACUAAAAAAAAUUAUACAAAUCUAAGGAGAGCGUUAAGAAUUUACAAACUUGUAGAUAAAAGGUGAAGAACUUGGUUGAGGGAGUGUAGCAGUUCGAGCAACCAUUUCAUAGCAGUAGUGAUCAAGCAGAGUUUGAUUCCCACCACUGUCUAAGGACAUUCUCCCCAUGACUGUGGACUUUCUUCAUCUGCUCCAGUUUCCUUCCUCAUUCUAAAGAUGUACAGGUUAAGGUUCAUGAGUUGUGGGCAUGCUUUGUUGGAACCAGAAGCAUAGUAGCUAGCCUGUCCAGCACAAUUCACGCUGAUUCGAUAUGAUGCAGAAUUGAGUACUCGAUUCACACAUUUGUCAGCCAUCUGAGAGUCAUCAGUUUAAUGCUUUAUCCAAAAGUUCAAAGUAAAGUAUCCAAGUAUGUAUAGCAUAUACAAUCUUGAAUUUCAUUGCCUUUCAGACACCCACAGGAAAACAGAAAUGCAAUAGAAUCCACCUUCAAGAAGUUCCUUCACUGUUCAGUAAUUGUUAUGGAUUGUUUUCUUUAUGAUUCACUGCAUCAAUUCCUAAUAAAAAAUGUUACACUUUA